Ogataea polymorpha is the source of this 2554-nucleotide messenger RNA. RefSeq lists its product as uncharacterized. Lineage: Eukaryota; Fungi; Ascomycota; Pichiomycetes; Pichiales; Pichiaceae. Bases 1 to 1068 code for a protein of 355 amino acids. Gene Ontology annotation, molecular function: adenine deaminase activity. The record is from RefSeq and is a predicted model, not a curated record. Gene Ontology annotation, cellular component: cytosol. The transcript has 2 exons. Gene Ontology annotation, biological process: adenine catabolic process; hypoxanthine salvage.
AUGGAUAUCAAAACUUUUGUGAACGAGCUGCCCAAAUGCGAGCUGCACCUUCAUAUAGAGGGCACGCUAACGGCUGAACGGCGCUGGUUAUGUGCGCAAGCAAAUGGAAUUGCCAUUCCUGGGGUGAAGUCUUUAGAAGAGCUUAAAAGUCAAUACUUAACCGAAUAUCUCUAUGAGGAGGGUCAAGAUGCCACCAGAUACUUGCAGGAGUUUUUGGAGGUGUACUAUGCCUCCAUGAAUGUGCUGCUUACAGAGGACGAUUUCUACCAUUUGGCUUUGGACUACAUCAAAGUUGCCCAGUCUCAGAAUAUCAGAUAUUUAGAAGCAUUUUUUGACCCCCAGGCUCAUACUUCCCGGGGAGUUAGUUUUGACACCGUGAUGAGUGGUCUUCUGAAAGCUCAAAAAAUGGCUCCAAUGUACGGUGUCCAGAUUCAUUGGAUAAUGUGCAUUCUGAGAGACAUGUCAGCAGAAAGUGCUCUUGAGACGAUCCGCCAAGCAGAACCUUACAAAGACAAAAUCAUAGCACUGGGUCUGGAUUCCGAUGAGUACAACAAUCCGCCAAGUAAAUUUCAGGAAACGUUCUUGAUGGCACGUAAAUAUGAGUGGAAGAUUACUGCUCAUUGCGACGUUGCUACUCAUGAAAUUGACAACCCGGAGCAUUAUUUACUUCCCCAACUUGAGAGUGGCGCAGAUAGAAUAGACCAUGGAUUGAAUGCUGCUGACAAGCCCGAAUUGUUGGAGCUCGUGAAAAAAGCCAAUAUAGGACUCACACUAUGUCCUAUGGGCUACCAAAAACAUUUGGGACCUCAAAAUGUAUUCCCGAAAGUUACCAGGCUACAUCGCUAUGGAAUUCCGAUCACGUUGAAUAGUGAUGACCCCGCAUAUCUUGUUUACUCCAAGACGGGAACAAUAUUAGGUGUUGCGGAAGGGUGCCAUUUCACAUUCAAGGAUAUCUACGAAUUUGAAAAAAAUGCUAUAAGAAUGGCUUGGACGCCUGACGUCGAGUUCAAAGAAAGCUUUCUUCUCGAACUAGAUCGCGUAUAUUCGAAGUAUUGUACGCAUAACUAAAAGCUAUAACGGAAAUGUUUAUUUUGCACGUCUGUUAGAUCGUGUUCAUCAACUUCUUCCCCCACUCGAAUUAGCUCUUCAAUGGUUAGCGGAACGCCGCUCUCCGAUUCAUGGUUUCGGUCUCUCCUCUUGUUCUCCAAAAAACACAAAAUCGCAUACGUACUCACGCAGAAAAACAUGAUCACACAUGCAGCCAACAUAGCUUUGAUUCCUGUAUGAUAUGUUGGAGACUCAGAAUCAAUAAAGAACUGGGGACCUAUAAGAUUUCCGAGAGCAUAGAACAGACCCACACUGAUAGAGUUGAAAGAUUUCUUGGAGCUGCCGCUAUUAUUCGAUGCGAUAAGCGACAAUGUCAGCACAUAUGGAGCAUUGUAGAAACCACAAAUAUACACUGCCGCAAGGCAAGUCUUUCUGUGCUCUUCUGGAGAGACUUUCCAGACCAUAAUGAUGCCAGCCAUCGUGACGCCCGUUGUUAUGCAAAUAAGAAUGGUUCUGAUAUUCUUCACAAAGUAACAAAUAAAUGCCACUGUAAGACAGGCUCCCAUGGCCACGGCUGCUUGAGGCGUGGCAAGAAGCAUGGUUUUGUAGUUUGAAUACCCAAAUCCUUUGAUGAUAAAGGUGUUGAAAUUGGUAAUUCCGGCAUUGAUAAAGUUCUGCACAAUGAUGAACACCACCAGUAGCCAGUACUUAGGGUCCCGAACAGAUUCCAAAAUCUGCGACCACUUGAUUUCUCCCAGAUUCAGAUGAAUACCGGUUUGAUUGGUUGCUGUCCGGGCAAUUGCGCAUUGGCGUUCUCUCUUUGAAAGAAACCAUGCAGUUUCAAUCUUGGAAGGGAGAAUAAAGUAAUAGCAGGCCCCAAAGACGACAGUGACGGCACCAUAAACUAGAAAAAUGUAUUGCCAGAUCGCCAGCGGGCCUCCCCAGUGACCUAUUCCAUAACCGAAGAUACCGUUGAACACACCGGCAAACGUGUUGGACCACAAAGCCAUUCUAAUAGGCUGUUCCUUCUUUGUAUACCAAGUAGUUGAAAUCACAAUGCAAGAAGGCUGGAUUGCGGCCUCAAGAAUCCCCAGAAACAAACGGAUAAUCGCUAGACCUGCAAAGUUAUGGCAUGCAGACAUACACAUUAGCAGUGCUCCCCAAAUCAUCAUGACUAUACACAUGAAACGGCCUAAGUUAUGGAUCCUGGGUAGCAAGAAAAACACUGGUAUUUCCGCAAACAGAUACCCUAGGUAGAAUAUUGUUGCUAGCCAACUGUAUUCUUGUCCUUUCAAGUUGUUAUCAGUUUUCAGACCAUAGAUCGCAGCAUAAGAAAGAGAAUUCUUGUCUAGAAGCUGUAAGAACACCGUGCAAACAAGAAAUGGUAGCACAAUAAGAUCAAUCUUGGUCACCACACGUUUGUUGAGCUUCAGCUCCUCAGCAAGCAUCUCUGGAGAGUUGUCAUAACUGUCGUUAUUUUCCAGAAUGGACUCGGUGUGAACAUCCU